Molecule: messenger RNA, 717 nt
Organism: Malassezia vespertilionis
Lineage: Eukaryota; Fungi; Basidiomycota; Malasseziomycetes; Malasseziales; Malasseziaceae
Exons: 1
Coding region: 1-717 (238 amino acids)
Source: RefSeq, a predicted model, not a curated record
AUGCUCUUGCGUGCGGCACCGCUGCCGCGCGGCGCAAUUCCUGCGCCGGGAAGCGACGCAUGGGACUCGUUCAUGGAAAGUGUAGUCCGCGAAGGAUUUGCUCAUGUGCGCUGCGGAAAAAAUGCGGCUACAAAACUGCGCCGGAGCCAAGGUAUCGCGCUUCGUACGGGAAGCUACGACGCGCCGCACAAGGAUGAAAACACGCGUUUGCAGAGCGCACGUUGGCAUGCGCGCGACUCGGUGCACCAUAUGGAGCAGCUGGAGUACAGUGAUUUCGAACAGGGGCUGCUUAAGGACCACUCGCUGCACGAGCAGCAGUACAUCAAGUCGCUCAAGCACGCCGCGUGCGUCGAAACGCUCGUGCCGGACAUUGCCGCAAUAUGGCACCUCCAGUACGCGCUGCCCUUUUUGACCGCGGACCGUGACUUUGUAGAGCUUGUUGUAACGCUGCCGCUGCCGCCAUCGGAAGCGGCCUUCUCGACUGAGCACGAAGAAACGACCGUGGAAGCAAGGCCGUGGGCGCCUGGGGCCGAAGCGACCGAAGCGACCGAAGCGGCGCCUACUGCGCACCAUGUCCCAUCGUUCAUGGUGGUAAGCAUUCCUGUAGAGAUGGAAGCGUCUGUCGGGUACUUGCGCGCGUACUAUACAAGCGUAGAAGGCGUUUUGAAAGCACCGCGCCUGCCUGGCGCACAGGAUCGCGGCGUUGCGUGGAGGUAG